Molecule: messenger RNA, 2160 nt
Organism: Anopheles maculipalpis
Lineage: Eukaryota; Metazoa; Arthropoda; Insecta; Diptera; Culicidae
Gene: SAK
Product: serine/threonine-protein kinase PLK4
Exons: 5
Coding region: 1-2160 (719 amino acids)
Biological process (GO): protein phosphorylation
Molecular function (GO): ATP binding; protein kinase activity
Source: RefSeq, a predicted model, not a curated record
AUGCUAGGAAAGCUGGGAGAAAAGAUUGAGGAUUAUGCCGUAUAUGAAGUUCUGGGAAAGGGAGGUUUUGGUUGCGUAUAUAGAGCGAGAUGUCUUUUGACUGGAUCUUUUGUUGCGAUCAAAAUGAUCAACAAACAGCGAAUGCACUCUUCGGGAAUGGCUAAUCGCGUUCGACAGGAGGUAGCGAUACAUUCCAAACUAAAGCAUCCUUCUAUUUUGGAGUUGUAUACAUUCUUCGAAGACUUUGAGCACGUCUUUUUGGUACUCGAAUUAGCAGAGAACGGUGAAUUGCAACAGUUUCUUCGUGAACGAAAUAAGCCCUUUAGUGAAUAUGAAGCAGCAUUAAUCUUGAGGCGAGUAGUGGAUGGAUUGCUGUACCUGCAUACGCAAAAAAUACUCCAUCGUGAUAUUUCGCUGUCAAAUUUAUUGAUCACGAAAGACAUGAACAUAAAAAUUGCUGACUUUGGACUUGCAACGGAAUUGAUGCAGCCAGAUGAAAAACAUCAUACCCUCUGCGGCACACCGAACUACAUAUCACCAGAAGUGGCCUCACGUGCAUCACACGGCUUACCGGCGGACGUAUGGGGUUUGGGAUGUAUGCUGUACACUCUCCUGGUUGGAAAGCCUCCAUUCGACACCGAUGGAGUGAAAUCCACGUUGGCGAGGGUAGUACUGUCCAACUAUAGUUUACCAGCGCACCUUUCACCAGACGUGAGCGAUCUUAUUGAACGACUGCUCAAGAAAAAUCCAACUGAGCGAAUCAAGCUAGAGGAAGUGCUUAAUCAUCCCUUUCUGUCCCGAUACGAUUUGGGUUCGAAAGUACAUGCUUUCAACAGUUUGAAUCAAAAAUUUUCAUCCAAUGUAGACAGUGGUAUGGGCACAAUUUCAAGCAACUUUGAAAGUAAAGCUGAUUUAUCUCAAGUACACUCCUCCGGCGCCACCAUAAACAAUAGCAGGUGCAAUCAUCGUUCGAAUGAACAUCUGUACUACGAACAACAGUACGCAGCAUCAGACUAUAGAUAUCGAGAAAAACAACAACUGCACGAAAUGGGAAGCAUUGAAUCGUAUAAAUUUCCUGCAGAACCUCACAUUUCCUUUUUGCAAAAGUUUAACAGUAUGGAGUUGGUGGAAAAGUACAACAUUAACCCUAAACACAUAGCCGGGCGGGAAGGAAGUGCUUUUUUGCUAAGCUCGUCCAAAUAUUCACAGGAUGCAGUGGAGAACGCAACAGGUGCACCAAUAACAAAUAAGCAAAGUUUUUUCGAUAGUCACGUAUUCACCACUCCGAAAUCGAAAGCUCCUGAAACAAACCGCUAUAUAUUACAAACAACAACAGCUGGUAACAUAAAGCAAAUGCAACAAGAUAGUUUGAGCAGGAACAAAAACAGUGAUACUCCCGUGGUCCUAAAAUAUCAUUCGCAAACAAACAUUCGAUUGCCAGCACGUUUCGAUACUUCGCGAUUGUUACCUACACGUAAUCGGACAAAGUACGUCAUUUUAUCGAUUGUCGCUGAGGGUGGAGAGGUCGUGCUAGAGUUUCUUAAACCUAGAGGACGAAAUCAAGAGGAUCGCGUGAUAGAUGUGUGUCGCAUAUCAGGCGACGGACUAAGAUUUAUGUUGUACCAGCCGGAUGGUAAUCGUGGAGCGGCCAUUAAAAACGAACCGCCAGAUUUACCAUCCAGAGGAGUGGAUCAUAUUUACAACUAUGAAGACAUCCCCGAAAAGCAUUGGAAAAAAUAUAUGUAUGCUGCACGAUUCGUGAACAUGGUCAAAGCAAAAACACCAAAAAUUACUCUCUAUAGUGACAAAGCCAAGUGUCAACUGAUGGAGACCAUGCGAGACUAUGAAGUUAUGUUUUAUGAUGACGUAAAAAUUAUACAAAGUUCAACAAACGAUGAAAUCAAAAUGAUCGACGCCAAUGGCAAGGUGUUUCGUGGCUUGGAAUCCAUAUCGACGAUAGACAUUACAAAACUCGACCAUUUCCGAGAAACGCAUGAACAUUGUCUGAGGAUCGAGAAACUGCUCUCAACUGUGUCGCACAGUGGGAAAACAUUCCCCGUCAUUAUUGGAAGACGUCCAACCGGCUCUGAUAGCAAUACACCAGCAAAGAAAGAUAUGUCCAAGUAUCGAUUUUAUUCACUUAAUGUACGAACUACAUGA